GCGAAAUCGGCGUUUCCGUUGGUAGGCCGGGAGGUGGGGCGGAUUCCCGAACCAAUGUGAGCUGGAGACGGGCCUGGUGUCAGUGCCCCGCGGCCGGCCGCGGGGGUUGCCGGUAGCUUGCGGGACCCAGGCGGCCGCCAUGCUGCUCUUCUGCCCGGGUUGCGGGAAUGGGCUAAUCGUGGAAGAGGGACAGCGCUGCCACCGCUUCGCCUGCAACACCUGCCCCUACGUGCACAACAUCACCCGCAAGGUAACAAAUCGGAAAUACCCAAAGCUGAAAGAAGUGGAUGAUGUGCUUGGUGGAGCAGCUGCCUGGGAGAAUGUUGACUCUACUGCAGAGUCCUGCCCGAAAUGCGAGCAUCCUCGUGCCUAUUUCAUGCAGCUUCAGACCCGCUCUGCAGAUGAGCCAAUGACCACUUUCUACAAAUGCUGCAAUGCUCAGUGUGGACACCGCUGGAGGGACUAGGGCCAGGCUGGCCCAGCUGUGUCAGUGUCUGCUCACCUUGUUCUCCAGGGUAAAUUCCCAGUCGGGAGUGUGAACUGGGUCCUGAGUUUUUGCUGGUGUGGCAGAAAGCUAACCCUUUUAGGGUAGCAGCCCAGGAUGUCAGCUUAUCUGCCAGUUAGCUUAUCUGCCAGUGAGCAGGUGAGCUCAUUUAUGUCCAGGGAGAUUUUGUUUGUGGGGGGAAGCGUAUCCAUAACGUAGUGUACUCUGUCUGUGGUCCUGUUGGUUUAUCUUUUACAUGAAUUGGGUAAUUGGUAUUCUCUCACCACCAGCUCUCUGAGAUAUGUACCCUGUUUGCACAACUGAUAAAAGUUUUACAAUUUAGUACAUUAGAUGUCCCUAAGUACCUGUUAAUUGCAAACUUAAUCACAAUCUGUUGUGAAUAUUUAAUUAAAAUGGAAAACCCAA
This is a messenger RNA of Panthera uncia (snow leopard), 910 nucleotides long. It is a transcript of the gene POLR3K, whose product is annotated as RNA polymerase III subunit K. Gene Ontology annotation, molecular function: nucleic acid binding; zinc ion binding; DNA-directed RNA polymerase activity. Gene Ontology annotation, cellular component: RNA polymerase III complex. NCBI's taxonomy places the organism in Eukaryota, Metazoa, Chordata, Mammalia, Carnivora, Felidae. The record is from RefSeq and is a predicted model, not a curated record. The transcript has 3 exons. Bases 140 to 466 code for a protein of 108 amino acids. Gene Ontology annotation, biological process: DNA-templated transcription; termination of RNA polymerase III transcription.